AACCAACACAACCGACAUGACUGGUGAUGAGGUGAUUGACGCGCUCUUAUUUCCUUCCUCGAGUCCCCCUCUACUGUGUAUGCUGAUGACAGACACAUGACGUAAGCAGCAAAUGCAACUGGCGCUAGCCAAUCCGGCAACAACCUCCCUUUUAGCCACCAAAACUGCUCCGGCGGUUUUCUUACCUUAGCCUUAGUCAUUGAGGGGCAGCGAUGAGAAACUUCAUGAGAUUUCCGUGGCCGUUAUAAAAAGCUGAGCGGAUGCUUUGUCGCUGUUUGGGAAACUGGUCUCACAGCCGGUGUUGUACAUUAAAAACAGACUAAGACGUUAGUUCUCUAUAUAAGGCCUCAUCAUCUCGAUUGACUCGAUGAGGACCUUCUCUCCAGUCACCGUUGCAAGUAUCUCCAUCAUCGUGGGAAUCUGCUCCAUCUUAGCUGUCCUCUUUAGCCAAGACAUUCUCAGCUUCACGAACGCAUCAUCAUCAGCCCUUCUUUCCCAUAUUUUCCCAGCAGACAUUAAAACUUCCAGCAACAGCUCAGUCACAACUACAACCAAUCCCAACAACAUGUCCACCACCAGCACACGGCUCAUCCCCCGCGCCAUCCGCCAGACCUUCCUCGCCAUCGAGCAAUCCGAAGGCGCGGGCGCCACGGUGCGCCGGUCGAUCGGCACGCCGCGGCUGCGCAACCUGUCGCCCUUCCUGAUGCUCGACCACUUCUCGGUCUCGCCCGGCGCCGGCUUCCCGGACCACCCGCACCGCGGGCAGGAGACCAUCACGUACCUGCUGAAGGGCGGCAUCGAGCACGAGGACUUCGCGGGCCACCGCGGGCGGCUGGACCCGGGCGACUUGCAGUUCAUGACCGCCGGCCGCGGCAUCGUGCACGCCGAGAUGCCCGCGCAGGACACCGACGUCAACGUCGGCCUGCAGCUGUGGGUCGACCUGCCGAAGCGGCUGAAGCAGUGCGAGCCGAGAUAUCGGGAUCUCAAGGCCGACGAGGUGCCCCAGGUGGACGUGGACGACGGGAGGGUGAGGGUCAAGGUGAUCAGCGGGCAGAGCCACGGCGUGGACUCGGUCAAGGACCUGGCGUACACGCCCGUCUGGCUGCUCGAUGUCGAGGUGAAGCCCGGCGGCAAGAUCGUGCAGCCGCUGCCGGAGGGGUGGACCGCGUUCGCGUACACCCUCGAGGGGGAGGUGCUGAUCGGGGAGGAAGGCAGCCAGCGGACGGUCGGGGAGUUCCACAACGUCGUGUUCGAGUCCCAGGGUCAGGCCGUGUAUGCGGCGGUGGACCCGGGCGCCGAGAAGAGCGCGCGGUUUGUGCUGGUCGCUGGAACGCCGCUCGACCAGAAGGUGGUGCAGUACGGCCCGUUUGUGCUGACCAGCCAGGAGGAGGUGUACCAGGCGUUUAUGGACUACCAGACGCACUCGAACGGAUUUGAGAGGGCCAACGGGUGGGAGAGCGAGAUUGGGAAGAGCAUGGUGCAUUAGGCGAAUAUGGCUUGUAAAGGAAGGAAGGGGGCCGGGUAGACUGCUUGGUUGUGUGCUAGUGUUGGGGAGCAAGAUACCUAGACUUCAAAUGUGUAUACUCUCACUUGUACGAUCGAGUGACACCUAAGCGUGAAAUAACAGGAAGAGAGGAGAGAUGAAUUAGUAGCUGAUUGAAGCUCGUUCUAUCUCUUAGGGUAUAGGUCUAGCUGACAAACGAUGUUAAGUAUACGGUCUGUUCUGGCCAGGGGGUUUCUAUAUCGUAUAAUAGUUUGCGAAUAUACAAGCAUGCCGAAGUGGGCUACAUUCGGCCACCUCGAGCGGAAAUUGCAGAAGUAGGCAUCGUAGCUGUUGCAUCCCAGCCAAGGGUAUCAGAUCCUACUCUCCCCCCUACUGCCCCCGCCCCCCCCC
Messenger RNA from Chaetomium strumarium, 1894 nucleotides. RefSeq names its product RmlC-like cupin domain-containing protein. Bases 368 to 1486 code for a protein of 372 amino acids. The transcript has a single exon. Lineage: Eukaryota; Fungi; Ascomycota; Sordariomycetes; Sordariales; Chaetomiaceae. The record is from RefSeq and is a predicted model, not a curated record.